This is a messenger RNA of Aspergillus japonicus CBS 114.51, 1641 nucleotides long. Its product is annotated as tannase and feruloyl esterase. The transcript is spliced from 2 exons. Bases 1 to 1641 code for a protein of 546 amino acids. NCBI's taxonomy places the organism in Eukaryota, Fungi, Ascomycota, Eurotiomycetes, Eurotiales, Aspergillaceae. The record is from RefSeq and is a predicted model, not a curated record.
AUGGUCAUAUUCAUCACACAGAUGAUCCUUAGAACAGUGACUGCGAGUCUCGUGAAGGACUACUCAGCCUCUGGGCAAAUCAACUACCCUGACGCCGUGUUUGAUUACUGUAAUGUGACCCUGGCCUACUCGCACACUGGUCGCGAGGAUCAGAUCCAGCUGCAGCUCUGGCUUCCGUCGCCGGGUCGGUUCCAGAACCGCUGGCUGUCCACCGGUGGCGGCGGGUUCGCCAUCAAUUCCGGGUCGAAGUUCAUUGCCGGGGGGCCGGUCUACGGCGCCGCUGGCGGGCUCACGGACGGUGGGUUCGGGGGCUUCGACAACCAGCUGGACGCGGUCUUCCCCACGGCGAACGGCACCGCAAACUGGAACGCGAUCUACUCGAUCGGCUACGAGGCGCACCAGGAGCUCGCCCUUAUUGGCAAGGCGUUCACACAGAGCUUCUAUGAAACCCAGGAGAAGCAGUACGCGUAUUAUAUGGGCUGCUCGGAGGGAGGUCGCGAGGGCUGGAGUCAAGUGCAGCGCUUCCCCGACCUGUUCGACGGCGUGAUUAUCGGGGCCCCCGCCAUCCAUUACGGUCAGCAGCAGGUGAACCAUCUGUUCCCGGAUGUGGUCGAGCAGACCAUCGGCUACUACCCGCCUCCCUGCGAGAUGGAGAAGAUCAUGAAUCUGACCAUCGCCGCAUGUGACGCGCUCGAUGGGAAGGUGGACGGGGUCGUGGCUCGCAGCGAUCUGUGCAAGCUGCACUUCAACGUCAACUCGACCAUAGGCCAACCGUACCACUGCCCCGCCACGACCACGAGCGAGGCCCUCCGCCGCAAGAAGCGCGUCUCCGUCUCCUACACCACGCCGGCCCAGAACGGUACCGUUUCCGCCGAAGGCGCGUUGGCCGCUUCCAUCAUGCUGGAGGGCCUGCACACCCAGGACGGCAAACAGGCCUACAUGUGGUACCAGCCGGGAUCCGCCUUCAGCGAUGCAGAGACCCAGUACAACGCCGACACGGACUCCUGGGAACUGAGCAUCACCGCGCUGGGCGGCGAGUGGGUCGCGCGCUUUCUCGAGCUCCGUGCCGCCGACAACCUCGAUACCCUGCAGAACGUCACCUACGACACACUGAAGGAGUGGAUGCAGCUGGGCUGGACGCGCUACGCCGACUCUCUCCAGACGCAGUGGCCGGACCUGACCGCGUUCCACGAGGCCGGCGGGAAGAUUCUCCACUACCACGGCGAGUCGGACGCCAGCAUUCCCACCAGCUCGUCCGUCCGCUACCACGACUCGGUCCGUCGCACCAUGUACCCCGGCCAGACCUACAAUGACAGCAUCGCCGCCCUGGGCGACUGGUACCGCCUCUUUCUCGUGCCCGGCGCUGCCCACUGCGAGCUGAACCCCUACGAGGCCAACGGGCCCUUCCCGCAGACCAACAUCGGCGUCAUGAUCGACUGGGUCGAGAACGGGGUCUUCCCCACCACCCUGAAUGCCACCCACCUGGCCGGUCCCAGUCUGGGCGCCAAUGCCCAGCUCUGCGCCUUUCCUCUGCGCCCGCUGUGGACGAACAACGGUUCCUCGAUGGAGUGUGUCUACGACCAAGCCUCAAUUGACACCUGGCACUACGAUCUGGACGCGUGGUCGCUUCCGCUGUACUAG